UGUAAUUUGAGCAGUUUUUGAUAAGUUUGUGUUUGUUUUUUCAAACUGUUUGUAAUGUUUGUUAUGGAUGAGUAUUUAGAUCAACCUGAUAUCGAGGCAGAGGAAUCAAGGUUUGAUUUUACGGAGCUGAUGGAGUCUAGACAACGACUGGUGCACGGAUAUAUGCAGUGUGGCCUGGACGCUGGGGCUGGUCUGGUCCUGUACGGAGAGUAUGAUAACGAUGAUCCAGUUGAAGUGUCUUACAGAACCAAAGUGUUAGACAUCUACCCUCCUUGUCCUGCUAACUUUGACCCUAAUGCUACUAAAGAGAUUUGCAUGCCGGCGGGUGUAAAGUUUAUGCGCGGAGAGAAGGCAGCCUGCCCUGCCCCCAAGUUCCACUCCUUUGUUAUUACCCGUGAGGACGGUUCCCAGAAGUACGGAGGUUGUCUUACCUACUGGACUGAAGUCACGUGUCCUCAGAUAAUAUCUUCAAUGCAGAUGCUGCUGAAUAUGUAUAAAGAGCAGCUAAGAUGCGAGAAGGAGCCCAGGUUUGCUCAUCCGGACGCCUUCCACUCCGGCCCGGAGACCAUGCUCUCUCCCUCCUCCGUCAACUCGGAGGUCACAACUCUUCACAUGACCAAGUGUAUUGCUAUUGUUAUUGAGCUCCCUUACGUCGACUUUGUCAGAGAGUACUUAAUGCAGUUGCUGGAAUACAGUAGGUCGACGGAGCAGACACUGCCGAUAGAAUCGUACGUGUACAACCUGCUGUACGAGGUGAUGAGUCCAGGACCAGGACAGGUUCUCAAAGUGGCUGCUCCCCUCUCUAUACUCAAUGUGGCAAUGUCCUCGUCUCCUCUGCCCCUGUUUGAUUACAGUUUAGAAGAUCUCUACUCUUACAUUUCCCCCUCUACAUUUGUGGACAUCUUGACGUGUUUACUGUUAGAGCACCAAGUCAUGCUUCUCAGCAAAGAUAACCAAAGAUUGAUGUUGGUGGCGGAAUCCUUAAAGUGCCUGAUUUACCCCUUCGAAUGGGACCACGUCUACGUGCCGAUCGUUCCAGCAACUUCCCUCGACCUUAUUGAAGCUCCGGUCACAUAUCUCAUGGGCAUAGCAGCUAAUUUAUCACUUGAGGAACAGGCAGAUAUCUGUGUUCUCGAUAUAGACAACAACAGGUUAACCCUACCUGAGGAUAUUCCUAAUUUACCAAAUCGAGACGAACUGAUACAUUCCAUAAAUUCUAUCAUAGCUCGACCCAGUCUCUCCCAACCUAGCGACCCUUUCUCUAGACUGAAGCUAACUACUAACUUCACACCUGCUGAUACCUCGACGAAUUCAAAAACCAAAACUUUUGGUGAGAGACGACUGAACCGUCCCCCAAAGCUGAAAAUAAUCAGACAAUGCAACGCCGAGUUUAGAGAAUCGCCAAAAUCAGAAGAAAAGUGCCAGCACACAUCGACAACAAACCUUGCCAUCAGAAACUGUUUCUUUGAUCACCUUUGUAAACUUUUACAGAACUACGAUAAAUUCGUGAUAUAUCCGCCUGAUAGAAAAACUUGGGAGGCAAACCGAGAUAAUCUCGAUAAUUUCGAACGGGACGUUUUCCUCUGCGAUCAGGCAGAGCAGAACCUGACAUUUCUAUCUCGAUUUUUAGAGACCCAUGUGUUUUCAUCUUUUAUCGAUUCAAAGGUUUUGUGUUCUUUUGGUGUUGCGUCAGAUGUUAUUGCUCACUUUGACAGUAGGAUCGACGAGUUGAGGAACUAUACUUUUGACGAUGUGAUCAAAUCACCGCCAGGAGUUGAGGUUAAAAAGAGUCUUGGUUCUGCCAGAACUCCUACAUCAACGUCAGGGUUGCUGGAUAUUGUUUGCCGUCCCCCAGUUCAAUGUGGCAGCCCCAUACUUACGGGUGAUACCACUCCAUCUAGUGACUUUCCUAUACUAAGAUCUCAACUUCUUCUCGAACAUGCUUCUGAUAAAACGUCUGCCUCAAUGUCUCGUAAACUGUUGAGACAACGUUCUAUAAAAGAAGCUAAAGCGCAGUUGGAGCAUAAGAGCAAUGCCUUGAGCAGUCCAACUAUUAAGAAACACUUCCCUCUGGAUACAGACGACUCCUUUGACAGAAUGAUGAAAGCUCAUGCUGACUUUACCAACCAAUUACUCAAGGAUUGCAAGAACAAGAUUAAUCGCCUGCUCGUCCUAAAGAUGGGCCCGGAAGCUCAAGGCCUGGGCUACGAUUAUGUAAUCCGGGGUGUGGAAGAGAACAGUAUGGUUGGAGCUAUCUGUGAUCUGGUGGAGCGGGUUUGGUCACAUGGUUUGGUGGUCCGGGACGGUAAGAGUGCUCUGUGGAACCAACUCCGCAAGCAUCUUGACCGGUGGAAAGAGAAACAUCCUCAGUGCUCCCCUUCCUCAACUGGAUCAACAAGUGAGGAUGACUCAGUAGAAGACAACUAUCGAACAUCUGGAGUGUUCUUCAGGAGAAGUUCUCAACAGACACCCAAUCUUCCUCCUGAUAUAUCGACUAACGAACAGCUUUACAUCGAUAUCAACAACAUCAAGAACUUGAGAAUCAUUCGAACCGAUACUGGCAGAGCCAGGGCUUUUAUCAGGUUAUCAAUAGAGAAGCAGUGCAUGCAGCAGUACCUGGAGCUGAUAACUUGCGACUCGGAGGUGCUUAGUAAGCGCUAUAAAGACUACGCCUUCUUACGGGAUGAGGAGAAAGUAGCACCCUUCAUAAAGUAUCUCCUGACCCUAUCUGCUGUUCCGUUCACCUGUUUUACUGCGUCCUUCCCUAAUAUCACGAUUCAGUACAAGUUGUACAUAGUAAACAGCAACAAGUUCAACGCCCAGAGUACAGCGAACGCAUGGGUACUUCUGACGGGAGAGAAGGGGGAUACAGGGGUUUACGGCCUACCCAAGGGAGAAUCUAUCGUCUCACUGAUGACACGAAAUCUGGGAGAGUUGAGGUCACUACGAGUGGGGCACGAUAACACUGGUAUCUCUCCGGGCUGGUGUUUGGACCACAUCUUGGUGGAGAACGUUCUCAACAGUCAUUGUACCCUGUUCAGAUGUGGAGGCUGGCUCAGCAGGAGCAGUCGAGACGGAAGUAUAGAAAGACUUCUGAUCGGUGAAAGAGUUGACAGAAAUGAGUAUAGGAAUCUGAGGAACUCCAGUCAAAAAGCUGAAAGUCCGACCUUGGUUGGAAGUUUGACGGAGAGUUUCCAACAAGACCUAACGUUGUUGAUGAACGACCGGUCCCCUCCGCGAUUCCCCUCCUCACUACGAGUAGACGGCACUGUCAAGGCUCAGGAGAUGCUAGCUACUGCUGUCAACUCUCUCGUUAGACACAGAUAUCGUAGUCAGGAAUCCGAUGGAACGCUAGUAACACUGCUCUGUGGUCAACAGGGACUAGUCCCAGCUCUACAGGGUCUGCUAAGUGCGGGGUUGCGCCCCAUUUCCCGGUUCAACAGGGGAACCCCCCUGGUUUGGGAGUUUGUGCACAAGGUGUAUUUGGAGGUGUCCGAAGUGAACACGUGUCAUCCUGACCAGCCUGCUAUCCAGAGCUUUGUGAAGUGUGUCCAGCUUCUCAUGAGACCUAGUUCUAACAGUGUUGGGUUGGAUGGAAAGUUCCAAACCCUGAUCUGUCUCGGUGUCCGAGAAGGAGUCCUGCACCGCUGGUUCUACAUGAUGAGCCAGAGUCUUGCUGCUUCCAAAUGCUACGACAACACCGGCAUCUUUAAACAGGACUCUAUGUUGGACGAGAUUAUGGGCCUGUUGAAGAUUUUAGAGGAUUUGAGUAUACCAGUGGACGUUUCUCUUAUCCACCAAACAGAGAGAUAGUUUAUAUCAUAUUUUACAUUUUAUACUUUUAACAAUUAUAUGUUCGAUUACAAUGUUCAGCACACGACAGGUCCGAAUUUCAUGUGGUCGGUGUUUCUACGAUUUCGGAUGAUAUGAUCUAGUGGUCGA
Molecule: messenger RNA, 3942 nt
Organism: Bolinopsis microptera
Lineage: Eukaryota; Metazoa; Ctenophora; Tentaculata; Lobata; Bolinopsidae
Product: DENN domain-containing protein 5A-like
Exons: 20
Coding region: 55-3813 (1252 amino acids)
Molecular function (GO): small GTPase binding; guanyl-nucleotide exchange factor activity
Source: RefSeq, a predicted model, not a curated record